AAUACUUGAUUGUAAAAAGAACUUAAUUCUAUAUAAGUUAAAAAAAACGAAAAACUUAACAAUGAACGUAGACUUUGACCUUGAUGACAUGCCCGAUGUGGGGGAUACUUCUGAUGAUAUGGCAACGAGAAAUUUGCUGAGCUUCGUGGAUAUGGCUUCAAGCAACAUCAAGUUGGCAUUGGACAAACCCGUGAAAUCAAAACGCAAGGUGAACCAUCGGAAAUAUUUGCAGAAGCAGUUGAAACGAUGUGGUCCUGCGGACAGACGUAACUCCAGUGAGAACAAGAAUAAAGAAGCCUACUCGACAAACAAUCGGCCAAGCAGGAAGGAGACCUCACAAACGGGCGUCCAAAUCAAGUCUUUACAGGCGCUGUUCGAUCCGAAGACACUUCAUGAGCAAUGCUGUACCGAACAAACACCUAAAGCUGGCUUAAACAAACCCCCUUUGCGAAAGCGAAAACUUCCUCCGUCAUUCUUCAAAGAGCCCGACAACAUCGUUGCAAAGCGUAUUGCUUCGGCGCAUGACAAUUUAAGUCCGUUCUAUGAGGAUGAAAUGUCUUACAGUCCGAAUGGUUCACAAACCGACUUUGGAUCGGUGCUACCGACCGAUACCAUAGAGUCUAUCCUGGAUCAGAACGAUAUUCAUGACCUUUUGUCUGGGUCAUGGAACAACAGUGUUAGAGAUAGGAACAGCUCUGGCUCGUAUUAUGCAGUACAUGACACAACAGUUGGAAGUUGCAGUCCAGACUCAAUGACAUCCGAUGUUUCCGAUGGAUCAUUUGGACUCUCACCUCAUGCGGCGUAUGACCAUGGUCGAAACGCAAUCAGUCCCAUAGGGCAAGCAACAUUUUUUAACAUUAGAGCGUAUAGUGAACCAACAACGUCUUUGGAACAAUUAACGUUCCUAGGUGUGAAUAAUAGUCAUCCAAAAGUUCAAAUGAACACUGGCUCAUCAGAAAGAACAACAGCAAUUCAAAACAAGAAUGCUGGAGGAUUUCUGCCUUUGUUGCAAGACCCUAUAAACUCGAUUUAUCCAACUAAUGAUAACAUGAAUGAAUAUGGACAAUGCCCCUUGCCGGAACUGGACAAUCUAGAUGAACUUCCAACAUUUCCACAGGCCUUUUGUGGCAACGAUUCGAACUACAGUGCUUACUGUGAUGACAGCUCUAUACGUCAAGGGUACCCGUGUUGGUCGGAGCUCCAGCACGGGCAGCAACCGUGCUAUACAUUCUUGUGAUAUACGUUCAAUGAAGCUAACUAUACGUUUAAGAUAUAACCAUG
This is a messenger RNA of Dreissena polymorpha, 1281 nucleotides long. RefSeq lists its product as uncharacterized. The coding region runs from base 62 to 1237 and encodes 391 amino acids. The record is from RefSeq and is a predicted model, not a curated record. NCBI's taxonomy places the organism in Eukaryota, Metazoa, Mollusca, Bivalvia, Myida, Dreissenidae. The transcript is spliced from 2 exons.